UCCCGUCCCAUCCCAUCCCGUCCCAUCCCGCUCCAGCCGCCGGGCCCGCACCAUGCGGCGGGCGCGGGCGCUGCGCCGCCGCGGAGCGCUGCUCGCCUGCCUCUCCUUGGGGACGCUGCUGGCCCUCGCCGACGCCAAGGGUGCCUUCUACCCCCCCGCCGCCCCCCUGCCCUACGGCGGCAGGUACAGCCUCUACACAGCCGGCUCCAGCCCGCAGCUCGGCCCCGGCAAGCCCGUGGGCAAGCACAAGAGCUACUGUGCCUACGUGGUGCAGCGCAACGUGACGUGCACGCUGCAGGACGGGGCCGAGAGCUACGUCAAGGCUGAGUACCACAAGUGCAGCUGGGGACCCAAGUGCCCAGGGAAAGUGCUGUACCGCACCUUCUUCAGGCCCAAAUACAAGAUUGGGUACAAGACAGUGACCGAGCUGUCCUGGAGGUGCUGCCCAGGCUUCAUGGGAGAAGGGUGCCAUGACAGCCCAACAGACCAGCCUGGCCUUCUGCCCCAGCAUCCCAGCCCUAAAAUACCCCCUGGGCAGAAGAUGUUUCCAAUGCCCAGACUUCCUCCCUAUCCCAAAAGCCACCCCGACUUGUUUCCAGGACCAAAGAAGAAUCAAUAUGGCAGGAAGCUGCCCGGCCUCUUCGGGGACCGCCUGGAUCGGCUGGAAGAGGAGGUGAGGCGCCUUUCCCAGUCCUACGACAGCCUGCACACCAUGGUGAGCGGGCUGGGGGACCGCCUGAGGUUGGCCAUCCAGGAGGACACCACCAAGAUGAUCGGCUCCCUGAUGAACAGCCCGGGCACGCCAGACUCAUCCGUGGGCUUCGGCAUCAUUCCCGACGGGCUGGUGGAUGUGGCAGACAAAGCCGACGUCGCCACGUACCCUCCCGUAGGGGAGAUCCUGACCAAAGUGACCGAGGUGAGCGACGUGCUGAAAACCAAGGCAGACCUACUGCACGAGGUCCAGGGCAUGGUCCUGGACCACGACGGGCAGAUCAAGCACCUGCUGGAAUCCGCCCGGCCCUCGCCCCUCACGUCCAUCGACCUGCUGGAGGAGUAUGUGGACACGAGGCUGAGCAACCUGCGUGGAGAGCUGCUCGAUGGCUUUGAGAAGAAGCUGGGCAAGAUCCAGACCACGUGUGAUUUCCGCAUCCAAGAGGUGCGGCAGCAGUGCGAGGAGGAGAAAGCUGCCAACCUGCGGCUGCAGCAGACGCUGGAUGGGAAGGAGCUGGAGAUCAAGAAAGAGAUCUCUCAGCUGGAGACCCAAAUCCAAGGGCUGACGGUAGUGGAGAGCUGCUGCAGCAACCUGGACUACCUCACCGAUCGAAUGAACAUCCUCGAGAAAGGCCUUCACAGCAUCUCCGAGUCCCAGAAGAAUCUGCACUCACGCCUGGAUGGAGAAAUCUCCACUGUCACCCUAGGGAACCUCUUUGAAGGGCGCUUUGAGGAUCUGGAAGCCAGGCUCAAUGCUACAGAGAGGGAAACUGGGAGCUGCUGCUCUGGUAUAGAGGACAGCAUGAAAGACACAGUGGUGGCAGAGGUGGAUGGCAUGAGGACUGCCUUUGAAGACAAAAUGCAGACCCUGGAGGACAGGUUCAUGACCAUCGUGGGGGAGCUGAACAAUGUCAGUUCUCCCAUGGGCAUGGACGGAGCAGUGGUGCCUGUGCUGGAAGGGGAGCUUGCCAGCAUGAGGAAACGGACAGAUGAGGCACUGGAGGUGUUGCAGAAUCGCCUCAUCACGCUGGAGAGCACCUGCUCCCUGGGCUGCACCUCUGCCUCCAAAGAUGUGGAGACCUUUCGGACGGAGAUCGAGGACUGCCAGAACAAGAACCAGGACCUGCUCCUCCGGAUGGACAGCAAUUAUGACCUCCUGCGCAAGCUGAACGCCACCAUCCUGGAGAUCCAGCGGCGAAUCGAGGAGGAAGCAUCGGGAGCUUUGCAAGGGGAGAUCACCUUGCUAAAGAUCAACCUGAACACUGUGAGCAAGUCUCUGACGGGGCUCAAGAACUCCGUCUCCCAGUACUCAGACACCGUAACACAUGUCAACUCCUCACUAGAUGAGCACGAGCGGAAGAUUGAGGAUGAGGUCCACUCCAUCCAGGAGAAAGUCAACGACCAAGGUUCCCAGCUUUUCUUCAGCAACCGCCGUGUCCUGAACCUCAAGGGAGACCUGGAGCGACUCAAAGCCAGGAUUGUCAGCGACCUGAGCUCCUGCAAGAACGUGGCCCGCGGCCUGCAGCAGGAGGUCUCUCACUUUGACGAGCGGGUGGCGCGGGUGGAGAGCGCCUGCGGCAGGCUGGGGGCCAUCACCGGCAGCCUGGACGACAUCAGGGAGGAACUGGAGAAACACACGGGCAGUCUGUGGGAAUACAUGGACCACAUGAACGGGACGCUGGCUGCCCACUCUCAGGAAAUAACGGGACUGAAGGACAACUUGCUUGACUGCCAAGCCAAGGUCUCUGAGCUGGCGGAACAGGUCGGGCACUUGGAGGAGAAGGCGGAGAGGAGGCAGCAUUAGCCACACUGCCAUGCCACGUGUCUUCCUUCUCCUGCUGUGAAGGACAGGAUUAAAUUAUAUCACACAGACUCGCUCCAAUGUGACAACAGUUCUUGGGAUAAUUUUUUUAUGAAAAGCUGCUACAUUUUUUCCCCCCUAAUCUUGUUGGUCCCACUUCUCCUUAACUCCACCAUGCUGGUGCUCCCCUCCUGAUGCUCAGCAACUGUCCUCACCCUGGCGCAGCAGUGUCACUCCUUCCUGGCUGGGGGUAUUUCUUUGGGUCCUGGGCUGAUGACCCAAGAAGGACAAUUCAAGAGUAAGCUGGAGGCAGAAACUUUUUUUUUUUUUCAUUUUAUUUUUGUGGAUUUAUCAUUUCUUGAAGAAUAAAACCCUUUAGUUAUCAGCUGAGGAAUAGUUUCUCUGAGCUAAAGACCACCUGCAUCUUAAUCCAGAGACUGAGUAGAGCCAGGGCUCCUUGCAGGGAACAAAACUCACCACAGGAAUUGUUGAUUUCAAAGAACACACGUAUUCACACGUCCCUCCGGGAACUGGCUUCCCUUCUCCGAGAUGGCAGCCCUCCUUGUGUAUGGUAAAUCCAUUUAUAAUGCUCCCUCCUCCAUGUAGAUGCAUAUGCCUUAUGGAGCAUAUGAGGGUUUGCAUUAGGAAAACACAUAUGCAUAUAUAUAUAUGGUAUGUGUAUGUAUAUUUUUGAACAAUCCUGUGUCAUAGUGCCUAUCUGCUUCCAGUUUCCUAAUGCUGCCCCCAUGUCCUUUGCCAUAUUCCAAAGACCCACACUGAGCAGCCAAAAGCUGUGGCAGCAGUGUUUGGAGAGAGCCCCAUGGUUCUGGGGGCUGCUGUGCUUUGCAAUCCCACUUUGCUGGGCUCUGGUUACACCCGGGGCUGACAUGAUGGUUAUGGAAAACACGUGUCUUCCCUGAGGAGAGCUGUGUCCAUAGGUCUCUGCAGAGAUCAAGCUGGGCACAGAGCAGUCCUGUCCUGCAGCUCUGGCUCUCUCCUGUUCAAUUGCUUAAGCUGUGAACUCCAUCAUCUCAUCCCAGGCAGGGGAGUUACAGCUGCUCCAGGCUGGGAGUGCAGCAGUGGAGGAGCAGGAGCCUGUGUCCUCAUCAUGCUCUUCUGAUCCCACCAGGAUGCCAGCAGCCCUGGGACCAAUACCAAUGUGGAACAAGGCAGGGCAUCUGUGAGAACACCUCUGGAGACCUGUCCUCAGCUCAGAAUGAAAAACUCACAUAAUUUACCCAGGUUGAUUUACUCUGGUUUCCUACAAAUAAACAGGCUGGAAAACAUUGUCUGUGUUCCCGAACAGCUCCAGCCUUGCCCUACAGAGCUGUUGCACACAGAAUCCACCUCUCCCCAGGAGCCCACCGUGGGCACCCUCCGCUGAUCAGCCAAUGGGGACUUCAUUACUGGGAUGAGGAGGAAAUUAAAGAGCCUCCAUCCAAGCAACUCUGGCACUUUAUAGCAGAGGAGCAUACUUUUCUCUCAGAAUUGUAGCUCAUGAAGCCUUCCACACCAGCCAGCCUUUGGCUCUCACACAGUGCCUGUCACCCUCACCAGGCUGUCCCUGUUCUUCUGCACCAUGAUUCCCUCCUUUAUCCCCCAUGAUCGCAUAAAGGAGCAGCUCUGUGCUCUGACUAGCACAAACCAGCAGCAGCUCCCAGCAGAGAUGCUUCUGUGUGGUGGUGUGUGUUUUGUAGGAUUUCACAAAGUUUUAUUAUAUGCAUUAGGAGUUUAAUGCUAGCAAGUUUUGGUUGGUAUUGUUCCUUGUGCCCCCCAUUCCUUCCCCUCACAAUGGUUUUUCCCAGGUUGUUCACUCCUAAGUUUUCCCACCGCUCGGCUGUCCCUCAGAGUGCCAAUCUCCCUGUUCCUCCCCUCUUACCCUUAAAUAGAUGUGUCAAUCCAGGUUGUGCUGCCCACCUCCCCGUCUGUCACUGUAGCCACCCCCAUUUGGUUCUGGAAGGUUCCCUGUCAGUCACCCAUGUUGUCAUAGCUGGCUGGUCCCCGAGGCUUCUCCCCUCUUCUGUCUUUUCCCCAAUGGUUGUAAAUCCAUGAUGUGAUUCUCCUGUAAUCUGUCUCCAUUGGUAUCCCAUGUUGCCACCCCUUCACAAAUUGUAGCCAGAUCCCAUUUUCCUUGGCACUUGUCCCUGCCUUGUCGCUGGAAUGAAGUCUCCACAGACUUCACACAAGUGUCUUCUCCUUUAUCCCUUUACCUUGGCUCCUCGUAGCCCACACCGCUGUACACACUGCCCUCUGGUAAUCCCAGUGCAGACCAGGGGCAGCCACUCUCCUAACCCUCACUGGCCACACCGGGGAAUUGCGAGCUGGCACCUUGACACCCAGUGGCUGCACAGAAGGUGUUACACAUCUGGGCACUUCUUCUCUCCCAGAAAAUCUGGGUGAGCUCCCUUAAACAUGCUUCUAGGGAAGCUAGGGAGUACCACAGGGAUCACUGAGCCCUGUAGCCACACCAUGUUCCCCUGAGGCAGUAAAAGCUCAGUCCCCUUCCAGAGGAGCAUGAUCUGUGGGAGCAUAAAGAGGACACAUGGCCCCCCCAUCACUUGCCCAGCCCUGCCAGCUCACAGCACCAGAAUUCACUCUCACUGCUCUGGGCUUUGCUGAUUUGGAGCUACCCUCCAGCUGCUGAGACACUUCUCCAGCUGAGGAACAACCUCCUGCUGCCAUUGGGCAUCCUGCAAAACCUGCCCUUUGACAACAAAACCUAUUCUUUUCCUCCAGCCUAAGGAAGGAGUCUCAAGCCAACCCUGAGUGCUUUGUGCAGGAGGAGCAUCCUGCCUAAGCCCCUUUUCCAUCCCCUCACACCAAGGAGAAAACCAAAGAGGAAACCAAGCCAAGGGCCAGGCUCCCUGUUCCCCAGCCAGGGCUGGAUUAGAGUGGCUGAACAGGAACAACUUCCCCAGAAAAGAGGGAGCCAGGACUGGCCAUAACAGAACUAGGACAAGGAAGAAGUCUGACCUUCUGGAAAAUGGUGCUAUAUUUGGACUAUUCCUGACUAGUCACUUGAAGCUAUGGACAGUUUGUUAUUUUCAGUUCUCAGCUAUUCAUGUUUCAAAAGUGAAAGGAACUUUGUAAAAAAAUGGGCAUUUUUUAAAAAUUGCUUGCAGAGUAAGGAAUUGCUGGCCAUGGGAUUGUCCUUGCAUGGGCAGCUUCCUGAGGCAGUUGAUAACUGAUCCUGUUAAAAGACUGUGUUCUGUUGUUUUUAAAAUCAUGUCUAUUUGUUCAGAUUUUAAAAGCUGAAAAACUGUUUGUACUGGAAAGGAAAAAAAUAAAGUAUUUCUUGCUGA
Messenger RNA from Taeniopygia guttata (zebra finch), 5814 nucleotides. It is a transcript of the gene EMILIN3, whose product is annotated as elastin microfibril interfacer 3. Gene Ontology annotation, molecular function: protein binding. NCBI's taxonomy places the organism in Eukaryota, Metazoa, Chordata, Aves, Passeriformes, Estrildidae. The record is from RefSeq and is a predicted model, not a curated record. Gene Ontology annotation, cellular component: extracellular matrix.